AUGAAGAUAUUUAGCUGGAAUAUAAGAGGUAUUAAUGAUUGUGGUCGUCAGAGAGUAGUUCGGAGUUGGUUACAAAGUUUGGGAUCUUCGGUUGGUGCAUUGUUGGAGACUCAUGUACAGGAGGAAAAAUUUCUCAGGGUCUCGGGAGCAGUUGCUCCAGGGUGGAGGGUUGAUAAUAAUUACUCAGAAGCAGCAGGAGGCAGGAUUUGGUUGCUGUGGAGUUCGAAUCUUUCAGUAGUAGUGUAUCUGAAAACGGAUCAAUUCAUUCUAUGCGAAGUAAUGGAUCCGGCUUCGGGUACUAGUUGUACAGUUGCGUUUGUUUAUGCCCGGAAUACGGAAGCGGAGAGGAUGAGUUUGUGGAGGGAUCUGGUGGCUAUAUCUAGAAAUUCGUUGAUCGCAGCCUCUCCGCUAGUGGUUAUGGGGGACUUCAAUCAAAUCUUAACAGCAGCGGAACACUUCUCUAUUCAACCGUAUGAUUUGCCAGGGCACUUUUUCUCUUGGUCUGAUAAGAGAGUGGAGGAUCCGAUUCUCAGGAAGCUGGAUAGGGUGCUCUGUAAUGAAAAAUGGAGAGAUUGUCACCCAGAAGCAGUGAGUGUGUUUGAGGCUCCCGGUGAUUCAGAUCAUACUCAUGUAGUCAUUACGUUUUCUUCUCAGCCUCAGUUCAGAAAGUGCAGUUUCAAGUACUUCUCGUUUAUUUCGUCUCACCCCAGUUUCAUCUCUGAGAUGGUAAGGACAUGGGAGGAAAGCAUUCCAGUAGGAUCGAAGAUGUUCUCUCUAGGGCAGAGAUUAAAGAAAGCUAAACUUACUUGCAGAAGACUGAAUCGGGAAGGCUUCGGGAAUAUUCAGAAAAAAUCAAAAGAUGCUCUCAGUGAGUUGAAGCAGAUUCAAGAGCAGUUAUUGUCCUCGCCCUCUGAUAGUUUGUUUCGACAGAAGUUUGUCGCUAGGAAGAAGUGGAAGUUUUUUGAGUCAGCUCAGGAGAUUUUCUUCAGCAGGAAGGCUAGAAUUCGUUGGUUAGAUUGUGGAGAUGCAAAUACUACGUUCUUCUACAAAGCGGUGGUGGCUCAUCAGAUCAGGAAUUGUAUCAGUUACCUGAUGGACGGGGGAUGUAAUAGGAUCUUCAAUCUCUCUCAGAUUCAGGAAAUGGUCGUGGCUUAUUUUAAGAACCUGCUAGGGUCAGAGGACGCUUCGCUUGAGGUGAUAACCGUUCAAGAGCUGAGAGAUCUUCUAUCUUAUCGGUGUCCUCCUGAAGUGGCUACUCAGCUCACCCGGAUUCCGUCUGAGUAG
Molecule: messenger RNA, 1284 nt
Organism: Raphanus sativus (radish)
Lineage: Eukaryota; Viridiplantae; Streptophyta; Magnoliopsida; Brassicales; Brassicaceae
Exons: 2
Coding region: 1-1284 (427 amino acids)
Molecular function (GO): catalytic activity
Source: RefSeq, a predicted model, not a curated record